GCAAUUCUCUAGCAGCUACUAUUCCUGGCUAGCUAGCAAGCUCCUUGUGAAAAUUUCUCAUACAAGUUACACGAAGGUAUAUUAAUACUUGCUAUAGCUAGAUCUUUUAAAGACAGAGAAAUGGAGAGGCAGCACCAACUUUUGUCCAAGAUUGCAACGAAUGAUAGACAUGGAGAGAACUCCCCAUAUUUUGAUGGAUGGAAAGCUUACGAUAAAAACCCUUUUCACCCUACUGACAACCCCGAUGGAGUAAUACAAAUGGGUCUAGCAGAAAAUCAGCUUUCCGCUGAUUCGAUUAUAGACUGGAUCAAGAAACAUCCCAAAGCCUCCAUUUGCAAUCCUGAAGGAGUUCAUAUGUUCAAGGAUAUUGCUAACUUUCAGGAUUAUCAUGGCCUGCCAGAGUUUCGACAGGCUAUUGCGAAGUUUAUGGGGAGAGUUAGAGGAGGAAGGGUGACAUUUGAUCCAGAUCGCAUAGUCAUGAGCGGUGGAGCAACUGGAGCAAACGAGCUGAUCAUGUUUUGCCUGGCCGAUCCCGGGGAUGCUUUCCUUGUUCCUUCUCCUUACUAUCCUGCAUUCUAUCGAGACCUGGGAUGGCGCACUGGGGUCCAGAUUGUUCCAGUUGACUGCGAUAGCUCAAACAAUUUCCAGAUCACAAAAGUAGCGCUGGAAGCAGCAUAUGAUAAGGCACAACAGGAUGGCAUCAAUGUCAAAGGCUUAAUCAUAACAAACCCAUCAAAUCCACUUGGCACCACCUUGGACAGAGAGACACUAAAGUGCCUCUUGAGCUUCAUCAAUGAGAAAAACAUACACAUAGUCUGCGAUGAAAUUUAUGCUGCGACCAUCUUCAGCUCCCAGAAUUUCGUAAGCGUUUCUGAGGUUAUAGAAGAGGUCAUGGAUUGCAACCGUGACCUCAUUCACAUUGUUUACAGUCUGUCCAAGGACAUGGGACUCCCUGGCUUCAGAGUUGGAAUUGUUUACUCAUACAACGAUGCAGUUGUUAAUUGCGGCCGAAAGAUGUCAAGUUUUGGGCUGGUCUCCUCACAAACUCAAUAUUUACUUGCUUCAAUGCUUUCUGAUGAAGAGUUUGUCGAGGAUUUCCUAGCCGAGAGCUCGAAGAGGCUAAAGAAAAGGCACGGUAUUUUCACAAAGGGAUUGGAACAAAUUGGGAUCAGUUGUUUGGAAAGCAAAGCCGGUCUCUUUGUUUGGAUGAAUUUGCGCCAUCUCCUUAAGGAACAAACAAAUGAUGGUGAAAUGGAACUGUGGCGUGUGAUCGUUAAUGACGUGAAGCUAAAUGUUUCGCCAGGCUCUUCCUUCCAUUGCGUUGAGCCUGGUUGGUUUAGGGUCUGCUUCGCCAAUAUGGAUGAUGAAACUCUGGAAGUUGCACUGAAAAGAAUACACGCAUUUGUCGGUGAACAAAAUGAAAGGGAUACAGUGUCAACGAAAACCAAGGAUAUGCCAUCAAAGACCAAGUGCUGGAAGAAGAAUCUUCGGCUCAGCUUCUCAUCUCGUAUAUUUGAAGAGGGUAUUGGAUCUCCAAUUGCGAUGUCUCCUCACUCGCCGCUUGUUCGAGCAAGGAAUUAAUUAAAUCCGUAAAUUGCAUAGAGUUCUAAUCAACUCCACUGCUAGGUGCUAGCUACUUGGAUUAAUGAAAUAAGAUUCUUUCGUCACAGGGAAGGGGCAGUUAAACAUUUUUUUUCCCAUUAAUUCAGUAAAUGUUUAGAAGUGAAGGCUGGAUGAACAGCCAUUUAAUAUUCGAAAUUCAAUGUAAUGAUGUCAAUUUGAAAUUCAAGUGAUAAUUGUUCUUCUUCUUUUA
Molecule: messenger RNA, 1813 nt
Organism: Populus nigra (black poplar)
Lineage: Eukaryota; Viridiplantae; Streptophyta; Magnoliopsida; Malpighiales; Salicaceae
Product: 1-aminocyclopropane-1-carboxylate synthase 1-like
Exons: 4
Coding region: 121-1581 (486 amino acids)
Biological process (GO): amino acid metabolic process; biosynthetic process
Molecular function (GO): transaminase activity; pyridoxal phosphate binding
Source: RefSeq, a predicted model, not a curated record